AUGGUCGACAAAAUCUUUCUCACGACGGUCAUCGCCGAUAUUCUCUUCCUGGGCUCGGGUGUGAUGGAGCUGGUUUUCUCGCUGGUCGUAAAGAGCCAAAUGAAUGAUAUGGCCAGUGAUGGAGAGACGGUCACGAGGAAUCUGUUGUAUCAAAGAUUCCCUCUGACCGCGGGUAUUGUCAACGCCAUCUUCAUUCUCGUCACGUUCGCCGUCACCUUGCCUGGACUUGUCAUGCCUGCUCGCAGUUUUCUCAAGGUUUCGGGAUACAUGGUGACGGUGUGUUCAAUAUUCACCAUGUGUGUGGCCGUGUUUCUCUGGGUCAUGACGUUGAGAAUGAAGGAGCAAUUCUUCGACAUCUACAUUGACCAGGAGCCAGAAGUCCAAAGCUUGAUCCAGAACUCGUUCCAAUGCUGCGGUUACCAUAACAGCACAUCGCCCGCCUUUGUCAUGGACUCGACGUGUACUAGCCCUGCCAGUUCAGCUCUGCUGCGUGGGUGUGCUACAUCAAUCUCCAGUUUUGCCAACCUGCAUAUCGAUGGUAUUUUCACUGUUCUCUUUGGUCUCGUCGGUAUCGACGCUAUUUUUGUUCUGUGCAUUGCUUGUCUGCUCAAGGACCGCAAAGAGCGCGAGCGUUACCGACACAUUGACGAGAAGUCAGGCUACCGACAGAUUUAA
Messenger RNA from Fusarium coffeatum, 675 nucleotides. RefSeq lists its product as uncharacterized. The coding region runs from base 1 to 675 and encodes 224 amino acids. Gene Ontology annotation, cellular component: membrane. The record is from RefSeq and is a predicted model, not a curated record. Lineage: Eukaryota; Fungi; Ascomycota; Sordariomycetes; Hypocreales; Nectriaceae. The transcript has 3 exons.